Dictyostelium purpureum is the source of this 2805-nucleotide messenger RNA. RefSeq lists its product as uncharacterized. The transcript is spliced from 4 exons. NCBI's taxonomy places the organism in Eukaryota, Evosea, Eumycetozoa, Dictyosteliales, Dictyosteliaceae. The record is from RefSeq and is a predicted model, not a curated record. Gene Ontology annotation, molecular function: guanyl-nucleotide exchange factor activity; protein kinase activity; ATP binding. Bases 1 to 2805 code for a protein of 934 amino acids. Gene Ontology annotation, biological process: protein phosphorylation; small GTPase-mediated signal transduction.
AUGACAGAAGCAGAUCCAGGUUUACCAACACAGGCAAUUUGGGAUAUUCCCUUUGAAAAUUUAGAAUUUCAUGAACGUAUUGGUAAGGGAAGUUUUGGUUCUGUAUUUAAAGGAAGUUAUUUAGGUUUAGAUGUAGCAAUUAAAAAAAUUGAAAAAGCAGAUGAUCCAGAAUAUCUUAAAUAUAUUGACAGAGAGGUUUCAAUGCUACAAUCACUUAGACAUCCAUUUAUUGUAAAUUUUUCAGGUAUUUGUGUUCACUCAACUGGGUUGUAUAUAGUAACAGAAUUUGUAUCAGGUGGUGACGUAAGACAAUUACUUAAACAAACCCCACCAAUUGGUUGGGAAAAAAGAGUUUCAAUUGCUGUUGACUUGGCAAAAGCAAUGGUAUUUUUACAUGCAAAGAAAAUUAUUCACAGAGAUUUAAAAUCAAAAAAUAUUUUGCUUGAUGAAUUCCAAAGAAUUCGUUUAUGUGAUUUUGGUUUCGCAAGAAUGAGUGAACAAACUAAAAAAUCAAGACAUAUGACUAUGUGUGGGACUGAAGGUUGGGUAGCUCCUGAAAUUUUAUUGGGUAUGAGUUAUGAUACAUCUUGUGAUGUAUUUUCUUAUGGUGUAGUAUUGGCAGAAUUAAUUACAGGAAGAAAACCAGGUGUAGAUUUAUGGGUAAGAUCACCAGAAACAUGUUUUGAUAUUAACCCAGAAGAAUUAAAAACAAAAGCAAUUGCAGGUUGUCCACAAGAAUUAAUUUCAAUUUGUAUUGAAUGUUGUCUUUAUGAACCAUUAACCAGACCAAAAUUUGAAGAGGUUGUUAACCAAUUAAAAGUAGUUCAAGCUCAAGUUAAGGCAGCAAACACUGCAUCUGCUGCCUCAUUACAAUCAUCCCCAUUCAUUCAAACACCAAUUUCUUCAAUGACACCAAUUAUUUCACCAGCAGCAAUUUCACCAGAUAUUACCACCAGUAUUCAACAAAUUAAUUUAAAUUCUUCAACAAAUGUAUUAACAACUUCAAAUAAUAAUAAUAAUGCUGCUCAAAAUGUAGCAACUCCUGUAACAACAACCACCACCACAACUAACCAACAACAACCAAAUAACAAUAUUGCAACUCCAUCAUCACCACCACCACAACAUGUAGCAUUGGCUCAUUCAAGAAGAAAUACAAUGUCACUCCACAGAAAAUCAACAGAAUUUCAACAACCACCAUCACUUUCAAGCUCAGAUGGUGGUUCCGCAGCAGCAGGUGCUAACGGUACUUAUAAUCCAUCCAAAGAUAGUAUUAGAGUAUCAGGAAAUAAAAAUAAUACUACCACCACUAAACCAAGUGAUUCAAUUUGGAAAAUUGCAGCAAAACCAAAGAAUAUGGGUUAUCAAACAUUAAAGAGAAAACAAUACAAUACCGAUAAGCAAACUGUUUUGUUGGAUCACAUUGCCAAGAUGAUAGAAAGAGCAACAUCAGAUUACUAUUAUGACACCUCCUACAUUCAAGAUUUCCUUUUAACCUAUCGUUGCUUUGUUCAGCCACAACAAGUUUUCGAAUUGCUCUUAACUCGUUAUAUUGCAAACUCUCCAGAUAAUUUUUCUUCAGACCUUAACAAUUGGAAGAAAGUCCAAAGAGUAAUCCAACUCCGUGUAAUUAUUUUCUUUAAACGUUGGAUCGACUAUUACCCACAAGAUUUCCUCGAGGAAAAUAUGGAAGAGAAUUUAUCUGAAUUUGACAAAAUCUCUGCUCAACAAAAUGCCAGUACCGCUCUUUUAAUGAACAAUACCAUUUCAACCAACGAAUCAUUACAAGAUCCAAAAUUAAUUACCGAAUUACAAAAGAAACGAACAGAACUUCAUGAAUCAUUAAAUAAUAGUUCAGAUGGCGCCUAUAGCAUAAAUACUGAAAAUAUCUUAAAUACAAUUCAAGGUAGUAAAAUAAAAUUAAAUUUAUCUGGCAAUUCAAUAAAUAAUAAUAAUAAUAGUAAUAACAAUAGCGAUGAACAAAAUGGUAAUAACUGUAAUUAUCAAUAUCCAGUUAGUAUAAUACCACCACCAACAAUUAGUGAAUAUUUAGAAGUAACUGAUAUACACCCAUUAGAACUAGCUCGUCAAAUUACAAUUAUCAACUCUAUUCAUUUCAAUCGUAUAAAAGGUAGAGAGUUUUUAGAAUAUAUUUGGGAAAAAUGUAGAGAUGAACAAUCACCUUAUGUUGGUUCUUCAUUUGUCGAUAUUAUACCAGCUGAAAACAUUCAUUCCUUUGUAAAGAAAUGUAACGAUCUUUCAAGAUAUGUUUCAACCGAGGUACUCAAGAACACUCAAUUACAAAAAAGAGUUGCAACCAUUGAACGUUUCAUCGAAACUGCCGAUAAGCUAUUGUCUCAUUAUGACUAUGCUGGUGUAUUUAGUAUCAUUGAACCCCUUUGCGACAGCUCCAUCGAACGUCUUUCUGAAACUUGGAAGAAUGUUUCACCAAAAAUCUUAUCCCUCUUUGAACAAUUAAAAUCACUUUGUUCAAAAGAAAAUGACCAUAAAAAAUAUAGAGAAGCUUUACUCGAUACCAAACCACCUAGUAUUCCAAAUAUUCAAUUACUCUUGGAUGAAUUAUCUUUUAUCGAAACUAGUUCACCACGUUUAUUACCAGGUGGAAUCGUCAACUUUUUCCAUUACCGUCAAAUAUCAAGAAAAAUUUUACAAUCCCAACAACUUCAAAAACACAUUUUCAGAUCAUUACCAUCAAUUCAAAAAGCACUUUCAAAACCACCUGGUGAAUUAUUUGAUAAUGAAUUAAUUAAAAAUUAUUCAUUAAAAUGCGAACCACCAACUUUUUAA